This is a messenger RNA of Saccostrea echinata, 4026 nucleotides long. RefSeq lists its product as uncharacterized. The coding region runs from base 20 to 2242 and encodes 740 amino acids. NCBI's taxonomy places the organism in Eukaryota, Metazoa, Mollusca, Bivalvia, Ostreida, Ostreidae. The record is from RefSeq and is a predicted model, not a curated record. Gene Ontology annotation, cellular component: extracellular region. Gene Ontology annotation, molecular function: N-acylsphingosine amidohydrolase activity. Gene Ontology annotation, biological process: sphingosine biosynthetic process; ceramide catabolic process; long-chain fatty acid biosynthetic process. The transcript is spliced from 19 exons.
GUGCAUCACAUGUUUGAAAAUGGCGGCCUCCUGUUGGAUCAGUGGAUCUGUUUUGCUGCUGUCGUUUUGUUUAAUCUGCAAUGGACAGAAUACAAAUUACAUUAUUGGUUCUGGAAUUGCAGACAUUACUGGUCCAGCGGCAGAGGUUGACAUGAUGGGAUAUGCCAAUCCUGGCCAGACAAGUAAAGGUAUUCAUCUCCGUCAGUACAGUCGAGCUUUCAUCAUUGCUGACUCAGCCAACAAAAGCAGGGUUGUGUUUGUGAGCACAGAUUCUUGUAUGCAGUCUCAAGGACUUAAACUGGAGAUCAUCAAACGCCUGAAGAACAAGUAUGGAGACUUAUACAAUGAGAGGAAUGUGGCUAUUAGCGGAACCCACACCCACUCUGGCCCUGGUGGGUUCCACCAGUACCUUCUCUAUGACAUCACUUCCCUUGGAUUUGUCAAUGAAACUUUCCUGUCAUUGGCUGCAGGAAUUGUUGCUAGCAUUGAAAAGGCCCAUAACUCCAUGCGACCAGGAAACCUGUAUGUUAACACGGGAGAGCUUAUGGACAGCAACAUUAACAGAAGUCCUACAGCCUACCUCAAUAAUCCUUCCGAGGAGAGAGCUAAGUACAGAUAUGAUGUGGACAAAAAUAUGACAGUCCUUAGAAUGAUAGAUGCACAGAACAAAGGCAUUGGAAUGAUCAAUUGGUUUGCUGUUCACUGCACCAGUAUGAACAACACUAAUCACCUAAUCAGCAGUGAUAACAAGGGUCUGGCAGCUCAGAUGUUUGAAGCUGACUUGAACGGCGGAGCAUUUCCAGGAAAAGGUGAGUUUGUAGCAGCUUUUGCUCAAAGUAAUGAAGGUGAUGUGUCCCCCAACACAAAAGGUCCUCACUGUAUGGACACAGGCAAGCCAUGUGAUGUUCCCACAAGCACCUGUAAUGGAAGGAAUGAGCUUUGUGUUUCUCCUGGCCCUGGUAAAGACAUGUUUGACAGCACCAGAAUUAUUGCCAGUAACCAGUAUAAGAAAGCUAAGAUACUUUAUAAUGAUCCAGCUGCUAUGAAGUUAGAAGGUCCUGUAGACUUUAGACAUACUUAUGUUGAUAUGUCAAAUGUAAUGGUGCAGAUUAACCAAACAACAAAGGUCAAGACUUGUAAGCCUGCCAUGGGAUUCAGUUUUGCUGCUGGAACAACAGACGGUCCAGGGGCCUUCAAUUUCACCCAGGGUGAUACAACAGAAAAUCCCUUCUGGGAUUUCAUUCGUGAUUUUCUUAAGAAACCCUCGGCAGAACAACAGGAAUGUCAGCACCCUAAACCCAUCCUACUGGACACAGGGGAGAUAAGUUCUCCUUAUGCCUGGUCCCCCUCUAUUGUUGACCUACAGAUCUUCAGGAUUGGGCAGUUAGCCAUCAUCUCUGUACCAGCAGAAUUCAGUACCAUGUCUGGAAGGAGAACAAGGGACAGUAUAACAGCUACAUUAAAAGCAGCAGGUUUGCCUGCCAACACAUUGUCUGUGAUAGCUGGCCUGACCAAUGACUAUGCUGACUAUGUCACAACAUAUGAAGAAUACCAAAUCCAGAGGUAUGAAGGAGCUUCCACUAUUUAUGGACCUCACACAUUGGAAGCAUUUAUACAAGAAUUCAAUAAACUUGCAGUAGCUCUAGCAAAGGGAACACCAGCACCUCCAGGACCCACCCCUCCCAAUCUAAUGGACAGACAGCUGUCCUUCCUCCCUCCCGUUAUCUUUGACCAUGCUCCUUUUGGGAGGAGUUUUGGUGAUAUUGUUACUGAUGCUAAUCCUCAGUACAAACAGGGAGAUUCUGUCCAAGUUGUAUUUAUAGGAGCCAAUCCCAGAAAUGAUGUUAAGUUAGAAGAUACAUUCUUAACUGUGGAAAUGCUGCAACCAGACCAAAGCUGGAAAGUUGUGUACACUGACAGCCAGUGGGAAACAAAAUUUGAAUGGAAGCACACCAGCCUGUUACUUGGAGAGAGCCAGGUGACCAUUACCUGGGACAUCCCUCAGAAUCAGGCCCCUGGCACCUACAGAGUCCAGUACUUUGGAGACUCCAAAAGUAUAGAUCAGAAGAUCUCAAAGUUCACCGGGAAAUCAACUGAAUUCAAGGUCAUGACCCCCAAACAGUACAGAAAACAGAAGUUAGAGGCACCUAAAAAGGUCAAUGAAGUACUGAAAAAGAACUGGAAUUCUCUUUACAAGCAGAAAUAUAGUAAAAAUAUGUUUAUUGUGAACAAAAAGCACUGAAAGGAUUGUUUUCAGUGAGUUUCUGUAGAUUUGCUCAAUAGAGUAGUUGAAUGAUAUUAUUGUGUAAAGUGGUUUUCAUUAGAUUUACAAAUCAUAAAUAAUUUGAUCUGGAAUUUAGAAAUAUCAUGUUAUACUGCAAAUGAGUCAUCUACUAUUCUGUACAUGUUUGGAUCUUCAAGUAUAAAAAUGAUCUUUUUUUUAAUAUCUUCCCAAGUAUAAAGUGUAAAAUUAUCUGAAGAAUUUGUUAAGGUUUUCUUGUAAAUUAAAAUAGAUUUAGGAUAAACUUUUACAUGAUUGCAGAAAUCCAUGAAAUGUAAUCCAUGUAUAUCAUUCAAAUCAUUAUUUAUUUAUAGGUGUUUAAAAUUCUUGUGUUUCUUAUGAAAGCUUUUUUUUUUACUAGAUUGUGCUAUGCAUUGCAAUUUGUAUUAUAUUUUGUAACAUGUUUCAACCAGUUUUCCUCCAGUUUCAGACCUGUUUACUCUUACGAUUUUGCCGUAUUUUGUACGGAUUUUCAGUCCAAAAUACGUCUCACGUUUUGCUAUAAUGAAAAUACAGAAAUCCGUUCAUAUGGAUUUUAGCAAUUAGUUUUCGUUAUCUGUCUCAGUUUGAUGCUUUUUAAUCGCUAAAAAAGAGAAAAAUUUCAAACAUUGAAGUUGCCAAAACGCGGUGGUUUAAAAAAAAAUGACAGAAAUAACUCAAAAGAAAGCAGGGUAUGAUGUUUUGCUUUGUUAUUAAAGCAUGUUUUGGUAAUCAGAAAUGUAGUUGUUUUCUAGUAAUAUAUGUAAUUUGAUGAAAAGUGAAAUCUUACGGGCAAAUGCCAAAUCUCACUGACAAAUGUAAUAAAAAAUACUGAGAGACAACAGUUAGGGUAAACAGGUCUGCAGUUUUCAGUCAUUUAUUUCAAGUUAAUCAUGCCAGUUAAAGAUUAUGUGAAGAAUUUUUGAUAUUAUGAAUGUUUUUUGAAGAGUUUUUAUAUUUGUUGUGAAGUAAAAAAAAAUUGCAUUGAUCAUGAUAAAAACCUUUUCAAAUGAUUCAUUUACAGGGGCAUGGACACAGAUUUGAAGUUAAUAUAUUCUUUAAAAUUUUGAUUGAAUUUUGUGACUUAAAUGUUGCAAGAGCAUUUCAGACUGAUAUUUUAUAAAAGCAUGUUUAGAUACUUCUUUUUUUCUGAAAACUAUCAAAACAAUGUAUUCCAGGCAUGUUUGAUUGUAAUGCAACAUUGCACUUUCACAAACUGAAAUAUAUUCUCAAGAUUUAAGAAAAAUGGGAAAUCUACAGUGUAUUGAUAAAGACAUUAAAACUAUAAUUAAUUAAAGACAGAAUAGGAAUACAGAAGGCAAGACCAUCACACCAGUGUCAUCUGUUUAUGUUCAAUGAUGUGUGUAGUGUUACAGCAAAUCAAACACACCUGGUAAAACCUAAACAAUAACAGACCUAAUGUGCCCAUGUUUGCCAUUGUCAUUGAAUAUUUGGAAUUUUCAUGCAAGAUCAAUUCAUUAAACUGUCAGAAUUAUUUUUGAAAUAAAUAAAUUUAAAAAAAAAAAAAAAGCAAUGCAAAUGAGUCCAUGCCCCUUUAAGUAGGCUUUAACUUCAGAAACAUACAUGUUGUUUUGUAGUGUUUGAACUAUUGAUCUAUUACAGAUGCCUGUCUCUUAGUCUAUUUUACUGAAGUAAUGAAUGUGCCAAAUAAUGAUUUUUACAAUUUACAUCUUCAAUUUCUCUAUGUUAAUAUUUUUUUUCUGAUUCAUUAAAUUCCUUGUUGAUUGUCAUAAAAUAUAAGAUGA